AUGGCCGCAGGGGGACCGGCCGCAGGGGGCAGGUACCGGACGGACUGCGUGGAGCGGCCGCUGUCCCGCUCGCUGCGGCGCCUGGGGGGCCAGGUGGGCGCCCAGCCGUGGCCCUUCCUGCUGUUUCCCGUGGCGGUCUCGGCCGCCCUGGGCGUCGGCUUCGUGCACUUGCCCAACCGCCAGUCCAACGACAUCGUGGCGCAGUUCACGCCCCGCUGGAGCCCCGCCAAGGCCGACCGACGCCUGGUCCAGGAGCGCUUCCCGUCGAGAGACUCGCAGCGCUUCUCGGCGCAGAGGCUGACCACGGAGGGCGCCUUCGCCUCCUUCGUGGCCGUCGUGAAGGAGCCCAACCAGACGCUCCUCACCCCCGCCGCCUUCGCCGAGCUGCUGGCGCUAGACAGGGCUAUGUGGCGGCUCAACGCCAGCGGGCCCACCUACCUCGAGGUCUGCGCCCGCAGCCGCAACUCCUGCGCCAGCCCCAACCCGCUGCUCGGCGCCGUCGGGGACAACCCUGCGUACAUCGAGACGCUGCUGCCCGGCCUCACGUUCCCGCUCUGGCGAAGGCAGGUCUUCCUGGGCGCCUCCUUGGGGGGCGUCGCGGUGGAUGCUCAACCGCCUAGUGAAAAGAGCCGCCCCGUCCUGGCCGCCAAAGCGAUGCGCCUCUUCUACUACUUGCAAGAGGACGAUGCUGCGCAGCGCGAGGCCAGCGUGAAGUGGCUGAAGGCCUUCCUGGUGCAGAUCCCGGACGUGCUGGCCUCCUUGAACCUCACCUCGGUACAGGUAGCCUAUCUUACCUCCAUAUCUCAACAGGAAGAGUUUGAAAAAAGUGGCAAGGCAGCGAUCCCUCUGUUUUCCAUCACAUAUUUUUUAACAAUAUUCUUUUCAGUUAUAUCAUGUGCAAGGCUCGACUGUGUACAAACAAAAGUGUGGGUUGGAGUGUUUGGAGUGUUGUCAUCAGGCUUGGCUGUUCUCAGCAGCUUUGGAUUGUUGAUGUCCUGUGAAGUACCUUUUCCCAUUACAGUCGCAAAUGCACUAUUUCUUAUACUUGGUGUUGCUAUUGUAGACAUGUCCAUCAUGGUGUCCUGCUGGCAAAAGACUAAGGUCAAGGAUGAAGUCAAGGAUCGGAUGGCUGACACCUAUGCAGAGGCAGCGGUAUCUGUUACCAUCACAACUCUUACUGGCAUUUUAGCUUUCUACGUUGCCUCUGCAACAUCCUUCCCAUCGAUUCAGUUAUUUUGCAUAUACACAGGAACAGCCUUCAUCUUCUGCUACAUAUACAACUUGACGUUCUUGGGGGCAAUUCUUACUCUAAAUGGUAGAAGGGAAGAAAGCAACAGACACUGGCUCACAUGCAUGAAAGUGUCAACAGAAACCCAAGAGUCUCGUGGGUCUGCUUACAACAUGUGCUGUGUGGGAGGAUCUUAUAAUGAGUCCACUGGGGCAGAGUUUGAGCACCCUAUGAAUGGAUUCUUUAGAAAGCAUUUUGGUCCUUUCCUUAUGCACCCUUGCACCAAAGUGUUUGUGGUAGUCCUGUAUCUUGGAUACUUAGGUAGUAGUAUUUACGGGUGCACUCGGGUUAAGGAAGGUAUAGAUCUUCGACAUCUGGUAAAUGAUCAUUCUCAUGUCAUUAAGUAUUACAACUGGACAGAUAACUAUUUUAAAGAUUAUGGCCCAAAGGUUAUGGUCAUUGUUACUGAAAGCCUGCCAUAUUGGAAUUCAUCUGUUCGUUCAGAUCUUGAGAACUGCAUGCAAUUUAUAGAAAACUCAACUUAUGUUAAUGAAUAUUUGUCAGAGUCCUGGUUGAGAACGCAUAUAACAAUUGCUAAAACAAUGUAUCUAGCUAUAGAUGAUCCUGUUUCUUUCAUUCAGAAUUUUGUAACCCUGUUUCAAAUGAAUCCAGAAUUUGAGUUGGAUAUUAAUUUUACUGACCAGGCCGUACUAGCUUCCCGCUUUUUCAUACAGACCGUCAAUGUCCUUACUGCAGUUGAUGAGCGAAUGCUUUUAGAACAACUGAGAGGCCGUGCAGCAGGCUGCAAGAUACCACUAAGGGUAUAUCAUCCAGCUUUUAUAUACUUUGAUCAGUACCUUGUUAUUGCUCAGAAUACCAUUCAGAAUGCUGUAAUUGGUAGUGGAGCCAUGUUACUUAUUUCCUUGCUGCUCAUUCCAAAUCCUUUGUGCUUGUUGUGGGUACCGUUUGCUAUUGGAUCUAUUAUUGUCGGGGUGACUGGCUUCAUGGCUUUUUGGGGUGUAAAUCUUGACUCCAUAUCCAUGAUCAACCUUAUUAUUUGCAUAGGGUUUUCAGUGGUCUUCUCUGCUCAUAUUUCUUAUGCAUUUGUUUCCAGUGAGAAGCCCGGUAUGAAUGACAGGGCAGUGGAUGCUCUGUACCACCUUGGGUACCCUGUUGUCCAGGGAGCUGUUUCCACCAUUUUGGGAGUAUUGGUGCUCUCCAUGGCGUCCGCUUACAUUUUCAGAACCUUUUUUAAGAUUAUGUUCUUGGUCAUUUUGUUUGGAGCUCUUCAUGGUCUCAUUUUUAUUCCUGUGUUUCUAACAUUCUUUGGCCUUUUGGGAAGACUUUAAAGAUAGCAGCAGAUUGAUGAGUAGCACUAUAAAAAUUCUGGUAGUAUUGGGGGAGAUGUGAUGUUUCCUUCUGUACACAACUUUGCUUAAAAAAGAUUGAGGUAGGUUUAACAGACAUUGGUGUUCAGUACAUAGCAAGAUACAUUAGAAAGCUGAUGUUUUUGCAUUUGGUGGGAAUGAGUUCUAUUUUCACAGAAAAUAGAUGCAUAAAAGGGAAAUUCUUAUUUAGAGGAAGACUGUAUUCUGGAUAAGUUAUUUAGAAAUAAUUGCAAUUGGUGGGUCCAAACCACAGCAAAACACUUUUCAAAGGGUUAAUUUAGCUAGGCAGCUAUC
Molecule: messenger RNA, 2910 nt
Organism: Sphaerodactylus townsendi
Lineage: Eukaryota; Metazoa; Chordata; Lepidosauria; Squamata; Sphaerodactylidae
Product: patched domain-containing protein 3-like
Exons: 4
Coding region: 1-2577 (858 amino acids)
Cellular component (GO): membrane
Source: RefSeq, a predicted model, not a curated record